CCCAAAUCCCUCACUUCUCUACUUAUAACUAUCGAUGAGGGGCAAGUAGUCGGAUGCCAAUACCGAAGCCCCCCACACUUACUUCGAAGUCCACCUUCGGGCCAUCGACCCGAUCAUCAACACUGCUCAUCUGAAAAUUGUUCGGUUUCUCUUCCGAGGGAAAAAGAUAAGGGGAAAUGAUGGGAAAGCAACUCGGCCAGCGACCCGGGAUCUACUUCAUCCUCACAGCUUCAUCUUAAAAUGCCCUUGUUUCGCCCAACUUUCACUUUGAGUAACAUUUGCAAAAUGGCCACUGAAACACAAACCCUCACGCAAUCGUGGUUUGAUCGGGCUCGCUUUAUCCCGCCCGAUGCGAUCUUUGCUUUGACGGCUCAGUAUCUCGCAGAUCCCUCUCCUUGUAAGGUCAAUCUAGGCCAAGGAACAUAUCGAGACAAGAAUGGGAGUCCAUGGGUUCUUCCCUCGGUCAACAAGAGCCGAGAGCUAUUAUCAUCGCACGGGCUGAACCACGAGUAUCUUCCAAUUGUCGGUCUGACAGAGUUUCGCAAAGAGGCUGCGAGACUUGCAUUGGGCGAUGAGCUGUUCGCAAAGAAACAGAACCAGCUCGCUACAUGCCAAAGUCUCUCCGGCACUGGAGCACUGCAUCUUGCUGGGCUAUUGCUACGAGCAUGCAAGACACCUUUGCCAAAGAUAUACGUUCCUGAGCCGACCUGGUCUAACCACCACCAGGUGUUCUCAUCACUUGGAUUCCAAUGCAAAAGUUUUAGAUACUACAGCCCCGAGACUAGAGACUUGGAUAUUGAUUCCUAUUAUGCGACAUUGAAAUCGGCUGAACCGAACUCUGUGGUUAUUAUUCAUGCGUGCGCUCAUAACCCGACCGGGUGUGACCCGAGCAAGGAGCAAUGGCAAGAGCUUGCGCACCUUUUCAAAGAAAGACAGCUGUUCCCUCUGUUUGACGCUGCCUAUCUUGGCUUCAACUCAGGCAAUGUCGACCGCGAUGCUUUUGCAAUCCGAUGGUUCAUUGAGGAAACAGGAUUAGAAGCUGGAGUUUGUCUGUCCUUUGCGAAGAAUAUGGGUCUCUAUGGGGAGCGAGUCGGUUGUUUCUUGCUCGCGACAAAUACCGAGCAAGCGGCCGUGAAGACUCAGUCAAUGCUUGAAAUGCUUCAACGGUCCGAAGUUUCAAAUCCACCGGCUUAUGGGGCGAAGAUCGCGAACACCAUAUUAUCUAGUACUACCCUGCGGCAGGCUUGGUAUGACGAUCUGAUCACCAUGAGUGACCGCAUUCGAUCUAUGAGAAAGGCAUUGUAUGAUAAGUUGGUGUCGACGGGUAAGCGCACCGGGGUCCUGGGAGCAUCUAAUUCGCCAAUCCGGGAUGUUUGGUUUUUGGGACUGUCCCCCAGUGUCGUCCUUCGACUGCGCGAGCAGUAUCACAUCUAUAUGGCAGACAACUCUAGGAUAUCCAUUGCCGGUCUCAACGAUGGAAACGUAGAGUACGUUGGACAAUCCAUAGCCGAGUGUUUGAAGCAGGAAUGCUAGUCCGGUCCGGGUCCUCCGUGGGAUUGGCCUCGCGUCGAGAUUGUGAUAUGCAUUGACAGAACCCGAGACUUGCUAGUGUUCUGUUUUGUUAAUUGCACCUCUAGACAGAAUAUAAC
This is a messenger RNA of Penicillium canescens, 1649 nucleotides long. RefSeq lists its product as uncharacterized. Lineage: Eukaryota; Fungi; Ascomycota; Eurotiomycetes; Eurotiales; Aspergillaceae. Gene Ontology annotation, biological process: L-aspartate biosynthetic process. Gene Ontology annotation, molecular function: L-aspartate:2-oxoglutarate transaminase activity; pyridoxal phosphate binding. Bases 241 to 1533 code for a protein of 430 amino acids. The transcript is spliced from 5 exons. The record is from RefSeq and is a predicted model, not a curated record. Gene Ontology annotation, cellular component: cytosol.